UGUGUCAGUUUUGUGUUGUGCGUAGUUGUGGUUCAGUUUCUGAUGGCUUGAUUAAUUUGAUUAACAUUUUAUUUUUCCAUUAUAAUUACAUAUUUUGGUUAGAGCUUGACCGACGAUGGCUCUGCUGCCGCCCGACCCGGUUUUUACGAUAAGAAACGUGGACAACUCUCCAGUAUACAGCUUGGCUUUUAGUUUUCUACCGGGCGGGCUCGAGAGGUUACUCGCCGGCUCAAAAAACGGAUAUGUUUAUGCAUACAACCUUCAGACUAACCGGGUGCAGCAAAAGAUCAAAGUAGGUCAAGCUCCCAUCCUUCAUCUUAUUCACACAGACAACCAACUGAUCACUCAAGAGAAAGGCGGUAAAUUCAAAAUCUUCAACCUAACAAAUUCUGGAUACAAAGAGGAGCAGAUUAUAGACAUUGAUUACCCUGGAUUUUGCCGUUUUGUAGCCAACACAGAACUCGAAACACUCUAUGUACCUGAUGGGGAUGCCAGAAUACAAAUUUAUAACUUCUCUGGGGAAAAAUUGGGCAUUCUGAAACCUGAUGAUAAUUCACCCAAACUCGGAGAAACUAUGUGCAUGAAGUUGAUUGAAUUUCCAAAUGACAAGCCCUGCCUUCUUGUGGGCUAUGAGGCAGGUUGGCUACUCCUAUGGGAUCUCAACACUAGUCAAUGCAUUGGCAAAAUGCAGACAAAGGAAUGUCCAAUGUCCGUCGAUUUCCAUAUCGAACAACAAAGAGGUAUAAUUGGCAAUGCCUCGGAUGUGAUACAAAUAUUUAGUAUAAGCAAAAAAGACUUCAGCCUGACCCACAAAAUGGAUGUGGGUAUUAAAAACCCGGGGAUAAACAAAGUUAGUACAAGAAGUGACGGCAGAGUAUUCGCUUCCGGCGGCUGGGAUGGGCAUAUCCGUAUAUUUUCUUGGUUUUCUCUGAGACAACUGGUCGUACUUACUGAACAUAGACAGGCCGUACAGGAAGUCGUUUAUUCCGAUCAAAAAGUUUCCUAUUGGAAUGCAAAUAUAAUGGCCGCCGGUGGCCUAGACGGUGCCAUAACAUUAUGGGAUUUGUAUAACACUAAGAAAUAGUGUUAUAAUUUUAAAAUCACAAUUUCAGCAAAACAAGACAUGUAAUACAUAUGCACCAGAAAUAUAAAGUUAUCGAACCAUAUUGAUGAUUGAUAAUUAUGACAUUAUUUGCAUGACUUCUAUCAACAACAUUUAUUUUUAGCGAUAAUUUAUUUUUGUUGAUCAUCAAUGUACGGAGGAAGUGAUAAGAAUUAAAUGUAAAUUAAUCUGAUGCCGAUAUUGCCUUAAUUGUUAUACUUUAUGAAAUGCUUUAAAUAAUUUUGUGAUUAAAAUUAUGGUGCGUAAUGCAAAAGUAAAUCGGAUCUCUAUGAUGUACAAGUAACAAAUAUCACACGCCUGGUUGUUUAGAAAUAUUAAUUUGUUAACAAUAUGGCGCUGACUGUAUUAUAUAACAAAUGAUUUAAAGCAAUGUUUUUGAAGACAUUAAAUGAGAAUGAAAU
This is a messenger RNA of Danaus plexippus (monarch butterfly), 1524 nucleotides long. RefSeq names its product guanine nucleotide-binding protein subunit beta-like protein 1. Gene Ontology annotation, molecular function: protein binding. The transcript is spliced from 2 exons. The record is from RefSeq and is a predicted model, not a curated record. The coding region runs from base 116 to 1084 and encodes 322 amino acids. NCBI's taxonomy places the organism in Eukaryota, Metazoa, Arthropoda, Insecta, Lepidoptera, Nymphalidae.